Messenger RNA from Saccostrea cuccullata (small rock oyster), 685 nucleotides. Its product is annotated as solute carrier family 49 member 4-like. The record is from RefSeq and is a predicted model, not a curated record. Gene Ontology annotation, cellular component: membrane; intracellular membrane-bounded organelle. The annotation marks the transcript as partial. Lineage: Eukaryota; Metazoa; Mollusca; Bivalvia; Ostreida; Ostreidae. The transcript has 7 exons.
GUUUACGAAUUUAUUAUGGCCUGCACGGUUUUAUUGCUGAUUGGCACUGGACUUAGAUGUAUAACCUAUGAACCUAAAUAUGCCACAUGGCUGAGUAAUUUUUGUGCUAUUUUAAAUGGAAUUUCUGGAACAGUGCCUUGCGCUGCGCCUGCGCAGGUUGCCAACACGUGGUUUCCGCCUAAUCAGAGAACAAGCGCCACAGCAGUCGUUUCAGUGUUCAAUUACGUAGGAAUAGCUUUAGCAUUUGUUAUAGGUCCACAGCUAGUAUCGUCACCAAAGUACCAAAAUGAAACUCAUUUCCAAAAUAAUACUCUUACACCAAACAGAUUAGCAGAAGAUUUAUAUAUACCAACGCAUGACAAUCAAAGAAAUAAUACAAAUUCCUCUGAAGUUUUGGUCAACUUUAAACAUAUCCAGCAGGACAUUAUGUACCUAAUGUAUUACGAGUUUGCUGCCUCCGGACUGUUAUUUUUAGGCAGCCUAUUUAUCCCCUCUAAACCCCCAUCACCACCGAGUGUAUCAGCCUCUACAGAACGAGUAGUCUACAGGAGGGCACUACUGAAGAUUGCUCGGAACAAAGCAAUAUGGUUAAUAGGGUUGGCUUACGCUCUGCCAGCAGGAGUAUACGGGUCAUGGGGGAAACCCUGAUUGAUGUCAUACUGAAUCCUCAGGGCAUUGGACAGGU